GCUGGCAACAGCAACAGCAAAAACAACAGUAACGAAACAAGCACGGUGUAAAAUAACAAACUCAAGCAGAACAGUAAACGGCGUAUGGUAAAAAAAAGAAAAAACAACAACAACAACAAGAAACAAAGUGAUGAUUAAGUUAAGCUAAGCAGCGACAAGGAGGACAAAAGCUGUGAUUCCAACUAAUGUCGCGCCAAAUAUCGGCUAAACAGGAAGAAUAGGAAAAUAAGAAACAAGAAGCGUCAAAUGUCGAUGUUGGCGUUGUUUGCAGUUUGUAUUUGUUGUCGAUUUGUUGUUGCCGUUCGAUUUUUAUCGAUGAAGAAAGGCGCCGAAAUUAAUGCCACACAAAGAAAAUGAAAAUGGGCGACAAUUGAAAGUGGAAGUGGAAGACGACUGACUGAAAAGAGAAGAGUCUGAAAGUGAGCAUUUAAUUAAACCUCGAGCAUAUGAGCUUUUGGAAGAAGGUGUCCACGCUAUCGAUUUGUUUCAUGUUGUAAUUCGAGUACUUUCGUUUAUUGGCAACAAUAAUGGUCAGCACAACAUUGACGACAUUGGCUGCUGGACAUACAACUAGUAGCAGUAAUCAUCAUCACCAUCAUCAGCAGCAGCAGCAGCUGCCGCAGCAGCCACACGGCAGCAACAGCAAUAACAGCAGCUACCAACGCCUACAAUCAUCCGCAACAACAGCAGCAGCAACAGCCGCUCAGCAGCGUAAUUAUUACGCGCUCAACGGUUUGGAGAACGAUUGUGACAGCAGUAAUUCCAAGACUAACAGCAACAGUUAUCAGCAACAGCAGCAGCCAUUGAGCCUAUCGCAAGCGGUGCUUUCGCCAUCACCACCGCUUAACGAUCAGAUAAAUCUGCUUUUUCCCAAGUGCCGUCCCAAGCAGCAACAGCAGCAGCAGCAGCAACAGCAACAGCAACAGCAGCAGCAACAGCAAUAUCAACAUCAGCAAUUCCAGCAAGAGCAGCCGUCGCACAGCAACAACAGCAACAGCAGCCGACAGCAUCAUGAAGCCAUUGAUGAUGUAAAUCUUAAUAGUAGCACCAUUGUCACAGCACCAACAAUUGGUGUUGCAGAGACAACUGGGAACAGCAGCAGCUUAUCCACUGCCACGCCCAGCUACUAUAAGAGUGUUAACAUUAUAACACAAUCACCGCCGCCGCAUUCGGUGUCGUCACAUUCCUCGGAAUCGCUGUCCUCAGUCACGCCUCGCAUAUCCACAAAUCCCUUUCUGUGCGCACCGCUUCACCACCAACACCACCAUCGCCGCCAGCACACGAUUCGCGAGCACUGACCGCAGGACAACGACGACGAGUUGCGGCAGCAGCAUCAGGAGCUGGAGCUAAUUGAGGAGACGGUGCCACAGACGGCGUAUCCAGCAUCCUUCUACUAUCAUACGGGCGAGAACCGGUCACGUGGCCACAGCUAUAUGGAUAUGCCGCGCAAACGCAACAGUGCAACAUCAGCAGGCAGGCAGCAGCAUCAUCAUCAUCAUGGCAACGGUAGCCAAAAUCCCUUUAUCAAGGAGAACUACUGGGAGUCAGCGACACCAAGUGCCAGCACAUUGCUCCAUUCACCCACAGAGUAUCCGGAUGAGCAGCAGCAACAACUGCAACAUCACCAACAUCAACAACACCAACAACAACAGCAGCAGCAGCAGCAACAACAACAACAGCAGCAGCAGCAACAACAACAGCAGCAGCAGCAAGAGCAACAACACAUGCACGCUUCAGCGAGACGAGCCUAUCAUCAACAGCUGGCACCACAACUGUACAGCAUAGCACAACGGCAUAACCAAGCCCAAGCUCAAUCCCUUCAAGCUCCGCAUGUGCUGCGCGUGGGUCGCAGUCCUGUGAAUCACAACUACUCUUCGCAACAACAGUCGUCGACUGUGGGCAGCGAUCCGUGUGCUGAGGGUCUGACACCAUUGGCCAGUCAUUAUCUGUAUGGCAGCAAGUCUUCGUCGGAUCAGCAAGUGGCUGACUGGGAGCCACGUGAUCAGCGCAAGCAGCGGCUGCGCGAAGAUCGCGAAAGGGAGCGGGAUCUGGAGCGAGGGCGCGACAGAGAUCGAGAACGGGAGCACCUGUUGCUAGAACAGCAACAGCAACAACAACAGCAACAGCAACAACAGCAACAACAACAACAGCAACAACAGCAACAACAACAGCACCAACAUCAACAACAGCACCAACACCACUUAUCGGCAGUGCAACAGCAGCGCAAGCGUCACGGCAAUGGUGACGAUCGAACUCAUCGGCUAAUUAAUAACAGCGUCAAUGAGUCAUCGACGGGAGGAUAUGCAGCAGCAGAUCCAGCCGAAAGUUGGCAACAUCUGCGUGUGACGACCCAGCCGAAUGCUCUGACCGCCGAUGAGAACAAGUGCAGUCAACAGCAGCAGACCACUACUGACAAGGGACAAUGUCGUUCCCAUUUAAUGCUGGAGCCGCACACGCGCCGCUUGCUGGACGAUGUGGCGCUCUAUCGGGAGCACAAGCUGGACACCUGGCAGCUGGAGCGCAACUAUACGCUGGCCGUAGAGUCGCGUCAUGGCAUCAUUGAAUACGAGGGUUCACCACGGCGCAUUGGCGUCGCUGCCAGCAGCAGCAGUCCAGCAGAGGACGAAAGCGAACCACCAGUUGAUACAGCAGCAGCAACAUCAGGAGUAGUAGCAACAACAGUUGAAGCCUCCGCAAAGAUCGCCCUGCCAACAUUGGGCUGCAAUACGGCUGCGGCAAGCUCGUUGCAAAAGACGGCGGCACGUGCAGCAUUUGCCGCACUUGCCCAAUGCCAGCAGUCGCAACCACAACAGGCUCCGGCAUAUCCCGUGCGGCCCGGCUUUCCACAGCGAAUUAUUUCGCCACCGCGGGAGCUGCGCAGUGGCUCGCCAACGCAGCAACAGCAGCAGCAACACUACAACAACGGCAGUAACCAUAGCAAUAACAACAACAAUAAGCCGGUCUGCAGCGACAACAAUGCGGAGGAUACUAGCAAUGAUGUCUCGGAAAUUGGCACCAUAUCCGAUCUGACCACGCCCGAGGCCAUCAUUACGGCCACGUCAAAUGAGUUGACGAACUGUGCGGCUGAUACUCCGCCGCCGCCUCCGCCUCCGACAGGAGCAGUAGCAGUAACGUUUGCAACCGCAACAGUUGCAACUACAACAGCAGCAGCAACAACAACGAUUGCUGCCAGCUCUUCGACAGUGGGCACGGCCCUAGCUCCAGGCCCAUUAAGCCUGCCGACCAAAUCCUCGACCUUUGAUUACCUCUAUGAAUUUUCUGAGACGCGCAAAGUGCUGGAGGAGUUCUUCAAGUGUCCAUCAAAUGACGAACAACCCAUCAUGGAAAAUGGCAGUGACGUUGACAGCAUUGACAUACAGUACGAGUUCCACAGCAACCUAGAACGUGGUGAGGUAGAACUAGACGAGGAAGAGGAGGAAGACGAAGACGAAAACGAUGAGGUCGACGACGAAGAUGAGCCCAUCGAGCAGGACUAUCGCCAGCAGCAGCUGCUGUUGCAACAGCCACCACCAUUGGAGCGUCACGUCUAUGGCACUUACACUCAGCCGCAGCAGUUGCAGCUUGAAGCCCAACUGCAGUCACGUCCGGCACAGUUGCCGCGCCAUUAUAGCGAAAGUCCGCUAAUGCGCGACUUUGACUUCUUCUUGGACUCGGCCAGCCGCAGCAGCGGUGAGCGAGAUGGCGAACAGGAUGGGCUCAAUCACAACCAGCUGCUGAGCACAGGCAGCGGCAGCGGAUUGGGACAAAGCGUUGGGCAGAGCGUUGGUGGCGCUCUAACAGGCCAUAAUUAUCGCUACUCGCCGGAGACAACCGACUACGAUUCCAACUGCGGUGAUCUUGACAGCCUCUCCGGCGAGAUGAAUGGCGGCGUGUCGACUUCCUGUUCAAAUUACGCCAAGUACUAUGCCUCAGCUAUGCCAGUAUUGGAAGAUGGCCUCUCCUCGGGGCACACCAGCGACACCGAGAAUAAUAAUAACAACAAAAACCUACAACAGAUUGCAGCUCAGCUUGAUCCGAGCCAGUUACAGGGAUUGAACCAGGGUCAGAGCCAGGGCCAGGGUCAGAGUCAGGGUCAGGGUCAGGGUAGUCUCAGCGCUAGCACCAGCAUUGGUGGUGGCAUCUCCAUGUUAAUGGACAUGAAACGCAUCUCAACCAACAACAGUCUAAACAGCAUGCACAAUCUGACUGCCUCCACAACGGACAGCAACGGAGUCGGUCACCAGCUCAGCCAUACGAGCCCAAGCAAUGUCCUGCUAAAGCUUCAACUUCAACAACAACAACAGCAGCAGCAGCCACAACAGCGUGAAUUACUUGGACAGAGUCCCAGCAGCAACAGCAACAGCAAAGUGUUCAAAAACAUAGAUCCAGAGCUGGAUUCCCUUUACUCUAUCAGUGUUUUCCACCGUCCGGACAUGGCGCAAAUGACCCCGCCGCCGCCAGCGCCGGCACCGCAUCGCAAGCCCAACUGUAGCGGCGAUGUUGAUCUGCUGCAGUCCACUGACCGACAGGCAGGCAGCAAGCACACGCCGAUUAGUUCGACGCUGCAGCGCACUUCCCCCACCGCCUGCAUUGGCGUCCCAAAGCCGAGGAGCGCUGGCAGCAACUGCAGCAGCAGCAACGGCCUUGUUGGUGGCAUGGUGGUAGGCGGUGGUCCACCGCCGCCGCCUAUACCCGAGCGCAGCAGCACGCAGCCAAUACAGACGCAGCGCUCACCGUCGCCUGUGAUGAACUCGCCCGUGUGGCUGUCACGGCAUUUGGAUGGCGGUGCUGGCAAGGCACUGCUCGAGUCGAGCUCAGACAACCACUCAAAGAACCAUAGCGCCGACGAGGAGGAUGUGGACACCGACCUCGAGACAGAUCGUCUUCUGGGCCAUCAGCGUCUCGACGAUCAGGGCUACUACGAUGAGAACAAAAGUUGGGAUCGCAAACCACGCACUUCGCUGCUGUCCAAGAUCUCGCCCAAGCAGCAGCAAAUGUCCAGCACGAAGACGCGCAACGGUUACAAUGCGCUGCUCAGCUCUACGCCCGAACUGCCGCCGCCGCCCAUUCCGCCCAAGAGCUCGACGAGCCUGAGUGGCUCAGCAGCUGGCAAGCUACUGGAUUUGGUCAGCGGUACUGGAGCCGCACAGAGAAGCCAUUCGCGCAGCUCCUCAGAGCACAGCGACAAGUCACCAUCAAAAGCGCCCAGCGCCAGUUUGGAUAUUUGUGGCAUGACAGCAGUCACUGCUGCUGACGUGGUCGCUUCCGCUGUGGUGGCAGCUGCCGCUGCUUUGCCCACUCUGGGCACUCCCAACAAUGGCGGUGAGGGUUCAGAGGGCUCUGUGCCGGGCGUUAAUAAAUUGGAUGUGGAAAAUGAGGGGGGCAUCAAUGGAAUUGUGGGUGUUGCCAGCGGCAAUGUGGUUACCAAUACCAAUGGCACCAGCAAUGGCAGCAACAACAACAAUAACAACAACAAUGAUGCCAUCGGCAGCAACAACAGCAGCGGCAGCGGGGCAGGCAGCAACAGCAACAGCGGCGAGAAAAAAGUGAAAAAGAGUAAGAGCAAAGAAGGCGGCGCAGUGCUCAUCGAGGGCGUUCUAUUCCGGGCUAAAUACUUGGGAUCCACGCAGCUGGUCUGCGAGGGUCAACCCACCAAAUCGACACGCAUGAUGCAAGCCGAGGAAGCCGUGUCGCGUAUCAAGGCCCUGGCACCGGAUGGCGAUGUGCAGCCAAGCACGGAAGUAGAUCUGUUCAUAUCGACGGAGAAGAUAAUGGUGCUGAAUACCGAUCUGAAGGAGAUCAUGAUGGAUCAUGCGCUGCGCACCAUCUCCUAUAUAGCAGAUAUCGGUGAUCUAGUGGUGUUGAUGGCGCGUCGUCGUUUUGUGCCCCAGGACAUUGACGAUGCCCCCAAACCAAAUCGUACGCCAAAGAUGAUAUGUCAUGUAUUUGAGAGCGAUGAGGCUCAGUUUAUAGCACAGUCGAUAGGCCAGGCCUUUCAGGUGGCUUACAUGGAAUUCCUGAAGGCCAAUGGCAUUGAGGAUCAUCGCUUUGUCAAGGAGAUGGACUACCAGGAGGUGCUUAACAGCCAAGAGAUAUUCGGCGAUGAGCUCGAGAUCUUUGCGAAGAAGGAACUGCAAAAGGAGGUGGUUGUACCCAAGGCCAAGGGUGAAAUACUAGGCGUUGUCAUUGUGGAGAGCGGCUGGGGUUCAAUGCUGCCAACGGUCGUCAUUGCGAAUCUCAUGAGUUCUGGGGCAGCGGCGCGUUGCGGUCAAUUGAACAUUGGCGAUCAGCUGAUAGCCAUCAAUGGUCUAAGCCUGGUUGGUCUGCCCCUCUCCACCUGUCAGACGUACAUCAAGAACACAAAGAACCAGACCGUUGUCAAAUUUACAGUUGUGCCCUGUGCCCCCGUCGUCGAGGUCAAGAUCAAGAGGCCAGAAACCAAAUAUCAGCUGGGAUUCAGCGUUCAAAAUGGCGUGAUCUGCAGUCUGUUGCGUGGCGGUAUAGCGGAGCGGGGCGGCGUUCGGGUCGGUCAUCGUAUCAUUGAGAUUAAUAACCAGAGCGUGGUGGCUGUACCGCACGAGAAGAUCGUCAAUUUGCUGGCCACAUCGGUGGGCGAGAUACUCAUGAAAACGAUGCCUACGUCAAUGUUCCGCUUGUUAACUGGCCAGGAGAAUCCCAUUUAUAUUUAAGCGACAGCUAUCGAAAGGCUGGAUAGAUAUAGAAAGAGAGAGGAGCGCAUGCAUAUUAGACAGAAUUCUAAUGAUAUAGUAUAUAUAUAAUUGUAUAUA
Drosophila grimshawi is the source of this 6788-nucleotide messenger RNA. RefSeq names its product putative mediator of RNA polymerase II transcription subunit 26 (gene X11Lbeta). Gene Ontology annotation, cellular component: cytoplasm; plasma membrane; dendritic spine. The record is from RefSeq and is a predicted model, not a curated record. Gene Ontology annotation, biological process: chemical synaptic transmission. Gene Ontology annotation, molecular function: protein binding. Lineage: Eukaryota; Metazoa; Arthropoda; Insecta; Diptera; Drosophilidae.